Sardina pilchardus (European sardine) is the source of this 2591-nucleotide messenger RNA. RefSeq names its product interferon-related developmental regulator 2 (gene ifrd2). Bases 485 to 1849 code for a protein of 454 amino acids. NCBI's taxonomy places the organism in Eukaryota, Metazoa, Chordata, Actinopteri, Clupeiformes, Clupeidae. The transcript is spliced from 13 exons. The record is from RefSeq and is a predicted model, not a curated record.
CCGGAUGGGAAAGCGGUUACGAGGAGAAGAUGGUGGAAUCUGCGGCAGCAACGUGCACGAUACCCCGUCCUAAACUUUUCGAAAAACAUUUAUCUUCUCAGCCUGGUAUUAGAUAUUGGUUACCUGGGGACAAUCAUAGAUAAUACACGCUUAAAAGACGGCGAAAUCCCAUAUUCCACGCCUUGGGUGGCCAUAACACUUGGAAGUGUUUGUAACGUUACAGCUGUUCAGUGGUCAAGUCAAAAAGUAACGUAACGUUAACGUUAGCUCACGAGUUGGAGGACAUCGUUCAUUUGUUUUGGGAAAUUUUGAGUCAUCGCACUGCUGCCGUAAGUCCAGAAGGCAAGUCGGCUCCAGCCAGCCGCCCACUGUUUUAUGUGACUACUGAGUGUUGAUCGGACAUCGGUCAGCCAUCGUGGGAGUCCCGCUGUGACUGCCGAGCUAAGAUUGUCCAAAACAAGGGACCGACCAACUGACUGGCAUCAUGCCAAGAAGUAAAAAAGGGAAGAAAGGUACAUCCAGUAAAGGCUCCCUUCGCCAGGAAGUGCUCCAGCUUCAGCUCUCGGGGAAAUCCACCCCCCGUUCAGGGAGGAAUGGAGUGAAGGGGGAGUCUGGAGUCAGUGAUGAUGACCUGGCCUCAGACGUGCUUAGCCACUACAGCAGUGCCAGCGAGUGUGCCUCUGUAAUAGACGAGGGAACAGGGGGAGGAGAGGUAGUAGACGAACAAACCGCACAAGAGGAGACCGAAGACAAACUGAAGCAAUGCAUCGACAAUGUCAUGGAUAAGAGUGUGAAGGUGCGUAUGAGCGCCCUGGAGAGCCUCCGGCAGGCCUUCUCCUCGCGCCUGCUCACGGACUUCCUCCUAGAGAGACGGCUCACGCUCAGCGACUGCCUGGAGCGCUGCCUCCGCAAGGGGGGGGGUGAGGAGCAGGCGGCGGCGGCUACCGUGUGCGCGCUGCUGUGCGUGCAGCUGGGCGGCGGCCCCGAGGGGGAGGAGGGCUUUAAGGUGCUGCGGCCCAUCCUCAGCGCCAUCCUGAUCGACGACUGUGCCAGCCUAUCGGCGCGCCAGAGCUGUGCUCGUGCAUUGGGGAUGUGCUGCUACGUGUCAUCUGCAGAAGAUGCAGAGGACCUGCUCAAGUCCCUGGGCCACCUGGAGAGUGUGUUCAGCUGCGUGUACCCGCGGGCGAAGGGGGUGAUGCCCGCCGUGAAAGCUGGCACCCCCCCUCUACACACCGCUGCUUUACAGGCCUGGGCACUCCUCAUCACUCUAUGCCCUGCAUCACACCUCAACAACCUCAUCAACCAUCACCUGCCUCUUCUGCAGGCGUGUCUGGACAGUGCUGAUGUCAACUUCAGGAUUGCAGUGGGAGAGACCAUUGCUCUCCUUUACGAGCUGGGUCGGGACAUUGAACAGGACUUUGAUUACGAGGACAGUGACUCUCUGUGCGAUGCUCUGAAGAGCUUGGCCACAGAUGGCAAUAAGCACAGGGCCAAGAACGACCGCAGGAAACAGAGGUCCAUAUUCCGGGAAGUGCUGCAGUAUAUAGAGAAUGAAGACUUUUCUGAGGAGAGGAUUCGCUUUGGUGUAGAGGCCUUGUACAUUGACUGCUGGGUGCGCAGGCGGAUCUACGAUGCCUUCAAAGAGGUGUUUGAGUCCGGAGUGCGCCACCACCUGCAGUGGAAUCCUCUCCUGAGAGACAUCUUCGGCUUCGGUGCCCCCCUCAUCCCGGACCCGUCAGUCAAAGUCAAGAUCUCCCGCACAGAACGGCAUCUCUACAACUCGGCUGCGUUCAAAGCUCGGACUAAACUACGCAACAAGGUGCGGGACAAGCGAGCGGACGUGAUGUGAGGGGCGGAGCUCACGGAGGAGUGAGCACCUGGGCCACGAGGUAGCCAGCCUCCGCCCCUCCUGACCCCCGACCCCCCCCCCCUCAAAGACCACAUGACAGCGGCUGCCAAAACACUCUGCAAGGGACUUCGCAAGCAAUGCAAACAAGUGUGCGUGUGUGUGUGAGUGAGAGCGAGUGAGUUUGUGUGUGUGUGUGUGUGUGUGUGUGUGUGUGUGUUUGAGUGUGGGUUUUAUUUUUUAUUUAACACCAUGGAAUAAAAACCAUAAAAAAGAGCAAAGAUCCUGGGAAGAAAAAAGAAGAGAAAAUCUCUGGAUGGAACAUCUAUAGGAAAACAUUUCUGCUAUGAAGACAAAGCAAAAAGUAUUUUAACUUCUAAUUUAUUUCAAGUGGGAGAAGAUACAUUUUAAAAUGAAAAAAAAAAUGAAGAUCUGUUUACACAUCCAUCGAGAUGGAAAUGCAUCAGACCCUAUGUAGUUUUUCUACUUGACCACAGGCCUGACAGUACUGUUUCUCCUGUGUAAAUGUAAGGAUUUCAGACGCACACACACACACACGUGAGAGGACGUCUGGGUGGGUGGGUGUGUGUGUGUGUGUGUGACUGGAAUGUGUACACACAAGUCUGUAUGUGACAUACCCAAGUGCAUACUGCACGUAGUGUUGUCAUCAGUGAGACUGGUGGUGCUCUGUGCCUACAGGGGAGUCAUGAAUGAAUCAUGAAUUUAAAUAAAAUAUCAUUAAUAU